Messenger RNA from Alnus glutinosa, 871 nucleotides. RefSeq lists its product as uncharacterized. The transcript is spliced from 3 exons. Bases 84 to 629 code for a protein of 181 amino acids. NCBI's taxonomy places the organism in Eukaryota, Viridiplantae, Streptophyta, Magnoliopsida, Fagales, Betulaceae. The record is from RefSeq and is a predicted model, not a curated record.
CUUUAAUUUGUUCUUUGGUUUCCUCAUCACCAUUUUCUUCUUCUUCUGAGAGAGAGAGAGAGAGAGAGAGAGAGCACAAAGAUAUGGGGAAUUGUCAAGCCAUUGAUGCAGCAACGCUAGAGCUACAACACCCAAAUGGGAAAGUGGACAAGUUUUAUUGGUCUGUGAGUGCUAGUGAGAUUAUGAAGAUGAAUCCUGGCCACUAUGUUGCUCUUCUCAUCUCCACCGCCUUGUGUCCUUCCAAUAAGAACAACAACAACAACAACAACAGCAACAGCAAUAACAACCAGGUUCGUGUAACAAGGAUCAAGCUGCUCAGACCGACAGACACUCUUGUUCUUGGCCAAGUUUAUAGACUAAUCACCGCUCAAGAGGUUAUGAAAGGCUUGUGGGCAAAGAAGCAAGCAAAGAUGAAGAAAAACCAGUCAGAAUCAGGAGAGAAGCCGGAGACAACAGCAAGAAGAUCUGAACUGGAGAAGGCCGACAAUCAUGUGAGCAAGCAUGAGAGACACAGAUCAUCGAGGACAACAACAUCAUCAUCAUCAUCAUCAUCAUCAACAAACUCUGCCACAGCCAGGCCAAGAACAUGGCAACCAAAGUUGCAGAGCAUCUCAGAGGCUGUGAGCUGACCAUGUUUUCCCAUCCUCAAACAUGCUGCCGCAAGCUAAGAGACAGAGAAGCAGUGGAUUAACGAUCCAUCCUGGCAACAUGAUGUUCUGAUCUUAGAGCUGUGAUCAAAAACUUCUUUUUUCCUAUUUUGGAGAUCUGGGUUAUGCAUAAAUUGUGUAUAUAUAGCAGAUGGGCACAUGUCCAACAUCAUUGUAAUCAAGUGGUCUUGUGAAAUGGAAGUAACUCCCUUUUAGAUACAUAA